Molecule: messenger RNA, 7263 nt
Organism: Symphalangus syndactylus (siamang)
Lineage: Eukaryota; Metazoa; Chordata; Mammalia; Primates; Hylobatidae
Product: fatty acid synthase-like
Biological process (GO): fatty acid biosynthetic process
Cellular component (GO): cytoplasm
Molecular function (GO): 3-oxoacyl-[acyl-carrier-protein] synthase activity; fatty acid synthase activity; oxidoreductase activity
Source: RefSeq, a predicted model, not a curated record
AUGGCGGACACCCUCUUGAUUAGUACCUUGCUGUGGGCUGGUGUCCACUGUCUGGCCUCCAGGAGUCAGCCCACCUUCAGAAGCAUAGCAAGAUCCUGUACUUGGGUGGGCGUGAGCGGCUCUGAGACCUCGGAGGCCCUGAGCCGAGACCCUGAGACACUUGUGGGCUACAGCAUGGUGGGCUGCCAGCGAGCCAUGAUGGCCAACCGGCUCUCCUUCUUCUUUGACUUCAGAGGGCCCAGCAUCGCCCUGGACAUGGCCUGCUCCUCCAGCCUGAUGGCCCUGCAGAACGCCUACCAGGCCAUCCACAGCGGGCAGUGCCCUGCCACCAUCGUGGGGGGCAUCAACAUCCUGUUGAAGCCCAACACCUCCGUGCAGUUCUUGAGGCUGGGGAUGCUCAGACCCGAGGGCACCUGCAAGGCCUUCGACGCAGCGGGGAACGGGUACUGCCGCUCGGAGGGUGUGGUGGCCGUCCUGCUGACCAAGAAGUCCCUGGCCUGGCGGGUGUAUGCCACCAUCCUGAACGCCGGCACCAAUACAGAUGGCUUCAAGGAGCAAGGUGUGACCUUCCCUUCAGGGAAUAUCCAGGAGCAGCUCAUCCGUUUGUUGUACCAGUCAGCCGGAAGCCCUGAGUCAUUUGAGUACAUCGAAGCCCACGGCACAGGCACCAAGGUGGGCGACCCCCAGGAGCUGAAUGGCAUCACCCGAGCCCUCACCACCCGCCAGGAGCCGCUGCUCAUUGGCUCCACCAAGUCCAACAUGGGGCACCCGGAGCCAGUCUCGGGGCUGGCAGCCCUGGCCAAGGUGUUGCUGUCCCUGGAGCACGGGCUCUGGGCCCCCAACCUGCACUUCCACAGCCCCAGCGCUGAGAUCCCAGUGCUGUUGGAUGGGCGGCUGCAAGUGGUGGCCCAGCCCCUGCCCGUCUGUGGCGGCAACGUCGGCAUCAAUUCCUUUGGCUUCGGGGACUCCAAAGUGCACGUCUUCCUGAGGCCCAACACGCAGCCGCCCCCGGCACCCGCCCCACAUGCCACCCUGCCCCGUCUGCUGCGGGCCAGCGGACGCACCCCCGAGGCCAUGCAGAAGCUGCUGGAGCAGGGCCUCCAGCACAGCCAGGACUUGGCUUUCCUGAGCAUGCUGAACGACAUCGCAGCGGUCCCCACCACCGCCAUGCCCUUCCAUGGCUAUGCCGUGCUGGGUGGUGAGUGCGGUGGCCCAGAGGUGCAGCAGGUGCCCGCUGGCGAGCGCCCGCUCUGGUUCAUCUGCUCUGGGAUGGGCACACAGUGGUGCAGGAUGGGGCUGAGCCUCAUGCACCUGGACUGCUUCCGAGAUUCCAUCCUGCGCUCCGAUGAGGCUGUGAAGCCGUUCGGCCUGAAGGUGUCACAGCUGCUGCUGAUAGACGAGAGCACCUUUGAUGACAUCAUCCAUGCCUUCGUGAGCCUGACCGCCAUCCAGAUAGGCCUCAUAGACCCAGGCUGCCUGUCCCAGGAGGAGGCCGUCCUCGCUGCCUACUGGAGGGGACAGUGCAUCAAAGAAGCCCAUCUCCUGCCGGGCGCCAUGGCAGCCGUGGGCUUGUCCUGGGAGGAGUGUAAACAGUGCUGCCCCCCGGGCGUGGUGCCCGCCUGCCACAACUCCAAGGACACAGUCACCAUCUCGGGACCUCAGGCCCUGGUGUUUGAGUUCGUGGAGCAGCUGAGGAAGGAGGGUGUGUUUGCCAAGGAGGUGCGGACCGGCGGUAUGGCCUUCCACUCCUUCAUGGAGGCCAUCGCACCCCCACUGCUGCAGGCGCUCAAGAAGGUGAUCCGGGAGCCGAAGCCACGUUCAGCCCGCUGGCUCAGCACCUCUAUCCCUGAGGCCCAGUGGCACAGCAGCCUGGCACGCACGUCCUCCGCCGAGUACAACGUCAACAACCUGGUGAGCCCUGUGCUGUUCCAGGAGGCCCUGUGGCACGUGCCUGAGCACGCAGUGGUGCUGGAGAUCCCGCCCCAUGCCCUGCUGCAGGCUGUCCUGAAGCGUGGCCUGAAGCUGAGCUGCACCAUCAUCCCCCUGAUGAAGAAGGAUCACAGGGACAACCUGGAGUUCUUCCUUGCCGGCAUCGGCAGGCUAAACCUCUCAGGCAUCGACGCCAACCCCAAUGCCUUGUUCCCGCCUGUGGAGUUUCCAGCUCCCCGAGGAACCCCCCUCAUCUCUCCACUCAUCAAGUGGGACCACAGCCUGGCCUGGGAUGUGCCGGCCGCCGAGGACUUCCCCAAUGGCUCUGGUUCCCCCUCAGCCGCCGUCUACAACAUCGACACCAGCUCCGAGUCUCCUGACCGCUACCUGGUGGACCACACCCUCGACGGUCCCAUCAUCUUCCCCGCCACUGGCUACCCGAGCAUAGUGUGGAAGAUGCUGGCCCACGCCCUGGGCCUGGCCAUCUAGCAGCUGCCCGUGGUGUUUGAGGACGUGGUGCUGCACCAGGCCACCAUCCUGCCCAAGACUGGGACCGUGUCUCUGGAGGUACGGCUCCUGGAGGCCUCCCGCGCCUUUGAGGUGUCAGAGAACGGCAACCUGAUAGUGAGUGGGAAGGUGUACCAGUGGGAUGACCCUGACCCCAGGCUCUUCGACCACCCGGAAAGCCCCACCCCCAACCCCGCGGAGCCCCUCUUCCUGGCCCAGGCUGAAGUUUACAGGGAGCUGCGCCUGCGCGGCCACAGCUACAGCCCUCACUGCCAGGGCACCCUGGAGGCCAGCCUGGAAGGUGACUCGGGGAGGCUGCUGUGGAAGGAUAACUGGGUGAGCUUCAUGGACACCAUGCUGCAGAUGUCCAUCCUGGGCUCGGCCAAGCAUGGCCUGCACCUGCCCACCCGCAUCACCACCGUCCACAUUGACCCUGCCACUCACAGGCAGAAACUGUACACGCUGCAGGACAAGGCCCAAGUGGCUGACGUGGUGGUGAGCAGGUGGCUGAGUGUCACAGUGGCCGGAGGCGUCCACAUCUCCCGGCUCCACACUGAGUUGGCCCUGCGGCGGCAGCAGGAGCAGCAGGUGCCCAUCCUAGAGAAGUUUUGCUUCACUCCCCACAUGGAAGAGGGGUGCCUGUCUGAGCGCGCUGCCCUGCAGGAGGAGCUGCAACUGUGCAACGGACUGGCACAGGCACUGCAGACCAAGGUGACCCAGCAGAGGCUGAAGAUGGCGGUGCCCGGACUGGAUGGGGCCCGGGUCCCCCAGGACCCCUCACAGCAGGAACUGCCCCGGCUGUUGUGGGCUGCAUGAAGGCUUCAGCUCAACGGGAACCUGCAGCUGGAGCUGGCGCAGGUGCUGGCCCAGGAGAGGCCCAAGCUGCCAGAGGACCCUCUGCUCAGCGGCCUCCUGGACUCCCUGGCACUCAAGGCCUGCCUGGACACUGCCUUGGAGAACAUGCCCAGCCCGAAGAUGAAGGUGGUGGAGGUGCUGGCUGGCCACGGUCACCUGUAUUCCCGCAUCCCAGGCCUGCUCAGCCCCCAUCCCCUGCUGCAGCUGAGCUACACGGCCACCGACUGCCACCCCCAGGCCCUGGAGGCUGCCCAGGCCGAGCUGCAGCAGCAUGACGUUGCCCAGGGCCAGUGGGACCCCGUAGACCCUGCCCCCAGUGCCCUGGGCAGUGCUGACCUCCUGGUGUGCAACUGUGCUGUGGCUGCCCUCAGGGACCUGGCCUCAGCUCUCAGCAACAUGGUGGCUGCCCUGAGAGGAGGGGGCUUCCUGCUACUGCACACACUGCUCUGGGGGCACCCCCUCGGGGACACCAUGGCCUUCCUCACCUCCACUGAGCCGCAAUACAGCCAGGGCAUCCUGAGCCAGGACGCGUGGGACAGCCUCUUCUCCAGGGUGUCGCUGCGCCUGGUGGGCCUGAAGAAGUCCAUCUACGGCUCCACACUCAUCCUGUUGCGGCCUGCCCCGCAGGACAGCCCCAUCUUCCUGCCCGUGGAGGACACCAGCUUCCGCUUAGUGGAGUCUCUGAAGGGCAUCCUGGCUGACAAAGACUCCUCCCGGCCUGUGUGGCUGAAGGCCAUCAACUGUGCCACCUCGGGCGUGGUGGGCUUGGUGAACUGUCUCCGCCAAGAGCCCGGCGGGCACCGCCUUUGGUGUGUGCUGCUCUCCAACCUUAGCAGCACCUCCCGCGUCCAGGAGGUGGACCCGGGCUCCGCCGAACUGCAGAAGGUGUUGCAGGGAGACCUGGUGAUGAACGUCUACCGCGACGGGGCCUGGGGGGCCUUCCGCCACUUCCUGCUGGAGGAGGACAAGCCUGAGGAGCCGACGGCAUACGCCUUUGUGACCACCCUCACCUGGGGGGACCUGUCCUCCAUCUGCUGGGUCUGCUCCUCGCUGCGCCAUGCCCAGCCCACCCGCCCUGACCAGCUCUGCACAGUCUACUAUGCCUCCCUCAACUUCCACGACAUCAUGCUGGCCACUGGCAAGCUGUCCCCUGAUGCCAUCCCAGGGAAGUGGACCUCCCAGGACAGCCUGCUAGGCAUGGAGUUCUCGGGCCGAGACGCCAGCGGCAAGAGUGUGAUGGGACUGGUGCCUGCCGAGGGCCUGGCCACCUCUGUCCUGCUGUCACCGGACUUUCUCUGGGAUGUGCCCUCCAACUGGACCCCGGAGGAGGUGGCCUCAGUGCCUGUCGUCUGCAGCACGGCCUACUACGCACUGGUGGUGCGCGGGCGGGUGCGGCCCGGGGAGACGGUGCUCAUCCACUCGGGCUCCGGCGGCGUGGGCCAGGCCACCAUCGCCCUCAGUCUGGGCUGCCGCGUCUUCACCACCGUGGGGUCGGCUGAGAAGUGGGCGUACCUUCAGGCCAGGUUCCCCCAGCUCGACAGCACCAGCUUCGCCAACUCCCGGGACACGUCCUUCGUGCAGCAUGUGCUGUGGCACACGGGCGGGAAGGGCGUUGACCUGUUCUUGAACUCUUUGGCGGAAGAGAAGCUGCAGGCCAGCGUGAGGUGCUUGGCUAUGCACGGUCGCUUCCUGGAAAUUGGCAAAUUCGACCUUUCUCAGAACCACCCACUUGGCAUGGCCAUCUUCCUAAAGAACGUGACAUUCCACGGGAUCCUGCUGGAUGCGUUCUUCAACGAGAGCAGUGCUGACUGGCGGAAGGUGUCGGCGCUUGCGCAGGCCGGUAUCCGGGAUGGGGUGGUCCGGCCCCUCAAGUGCACGGUGUUCCCCGGGGCCCAGGUGGAGGACGCCUUCUGCUACAUGGCCCAAGGGAAGCACAUUGGCAAAGUCGUCGUGCAGGUGCUUGCGGAGGAGCCGGAGGCAGUGCUGAAGGGGGCCAAACCCAAGCUGAUGUCGGCCAUCUCCAAGACCUUCUGCCCGGCCCACAAGAGCUACAUCAUCACUGGUGGUCUGGGUGGCUGCCUGGAGUUGGCGCAGUGGCUGAUACAGCGCGGGGUGCAGAAGCUCGUGUUGACCUCUCGCUCCGGGAUCCAGACAGGCUACCAGGCCAAGCAGGUCCGCCGGUGGAGGCACCAGGACGUACAGGUUCAGGUGUCCACCAGCAACAUCAGCUCAUUGGAGGGGGCCCAGGGCCUCAUUGCCGAGGCGGCGCAGCUUGGGCCCGUGGGUGGCGUCUUCAACCUGGCUGUGGUCUUGAGAGACGCCAUGCUGGAGAACCAGAUCCCAGAGUUCUUCCAGGACGUCUGCAAGCCCAAGUACAGAGGCACCCUGAACCUGGACAGGGUGACCCGAGAGGCGUGCCCAGAGCUGGACUACUUUGUGGUCUUCUCUGUGAGCUCCGGACGCGGCAAUGCGGGACAGCGCAACUACGGCUUUGCCAAUUCCGCCAUGGAGCGCAUCUGUGAGAAACGCCCGCACAAAGGCCUCCCAGGCCUGGCCGUGCAGUGGGGCGCCAUCGGCGACGUGGGCCUUUUGGCGGAGACGAUGAGCAUCAACGACACGGUCAUCAGUGGCACGCUGCCCCAGCGCAUGGCCUCCUGCCUGGAGGUGCUGGACCUCCUCCUGAACCAGCCCCACAUGGGCCUGAGCAGCUUCAUGCUGGCUGAGAAGGCUGCGGCCUACGGGGACAGGGACAGCCAGCAGGACCUGGUGGAGGCCGUGGCACACAUCCUGGGCAUCCGCGACUUGGCUGCUGUCAACCUGGACAGCUCACUGGCGGACCUGGGCCUGGACUCGCUCAUGAGCGUGGAGGUGCAUCAGACGCUGGAGCGUGAGCUCAACCUGGCGUCCGUGCGCGAGGUGCGGCAGCUCACGCUCCGGAAACUGCAGGAGCUGUCCUCAAAGGCGGAUGCAGCCAACGAGCUGGCAUCCCCCACGCCCAAGGAGGAUGGUCUGGCCCAGCAGCAGACUCAGCUGAACCUGCGCUCCCUGCUGGUGAACCCGGAGGGCCCCACCCUGAUGCGGCUCAACUCGGUUCAGAGCUCGGAGCGGCCCCUGUUCCUGGUGCACCCAAUCGAGGGCUCCACCACCGUGUUCCACAGCCUGGCCUCCCAGCUCAGCAUCCCCACCUAUGGCCUGCAGUGUACCCGAGCUGCGCCCCUCGACAGCAUCCACAGCCUGGCUGCCUACUACAUCGACUGCAUCAGGCAGGUGCAGCCCGAGGGCCCCUACGGCGUGGCCGGCUACUCCUAUGGGGCCUGCGUGGCCUUUGAAAUGUGCUUCCAGCUGCAGGCCCAGCAGAGCCCGGCCCCCACCCACAACAGCCUCUUCCUGUUCGACGGCUCGCCCACCUACGUACUGGCCUACACCCAGAGCUACAGGGUGAAGCUGACCCCAGGCUGUGAGGCUGAGGCCGAGACGGAGGCCAUAUGCUUCUUCGUGCAGCAGUUCACGGACAUGGAGCACAACACGGUGCUGGAGGCGCUGCUGCCGCUGAAGGGCCUGGAGGAGAGUGUGGCAGCCGCCGUGGACCUGAUCAUCAAGAGCCACCAGGGCCUGGACCGCCAGGAGCUGAGCUUCGCGGCCCUGUCCUUCUACUACAAGCUGCGUGCUGCUGAGCAGUACACACCCAAGGCCAAGUACCAUGGCAACGUGAUGCUACUGCGCGCCAAGAUGGGUGGCGCCUACGGCGAGGACCUGGGCGCGGACUACAACCUCUCCCAGGUAUGCGAUGGGAAAGUAUCUGUCCACGUCAUAGGCGACCACUGCACGCUGCUGGAGGGCAGCGGCCUGGAGUCCAUCGUCAGCAUCAUCCACAGCUCCCUGGCUGAGCCACGCGUGAGCGCGCGGGAGGGCUAGGCCCGUGCCCCCGCCUGCCACCGGAGGCCACUCCACCAUCCCCACCCCACCCCACCC